AUGAUGAGCUUGAUCCAGAACCAAAAGUCCCGGGGCCAUACUUUCGAUCUCUCGUCACCGGUAACGCCCACCAGCGGCGGACGCAGCAGGCGCCACGGACAAAACGCCCCUCCGAAUCUCAGCGAGGAGGAGUACAUCUCCGAUGACAGCGAUGACAAUGGCGACGAUGUUGGAGAUGAGAAUGGAGCUGGCGACGAAUAUGGUGCUGACAACAGUGCUUUUGCACCUCUUCCUCUUCUGAAGCUGGAUCCCUACACUGUUGGUCCUCCAAUUAGGAUAUGCAUGAUGCACAUUUUUGGAGGAUAA
Messenger RNA from Penicillium bovifimosum, 306 nucleotides. RefSeq lists its product as uncharacterized. The record is from RefSeq and is a predicted model, not a curated record. Lineage: Eukaryota; Fungi; Ascomycota; Eurotiomycetes; Eurotiales; Aspergillaceae. The transcript has 3 exons. Bases 1 to 306 code for a protein of 101 amino acids.